Messenger RNA from Letharia columbiana, 1266 nucleotides. RefSeq lists its product as uncharacterized. The record is from RefSeq and is a predicted model, not a curated record. Lineage: Eukaryota; Fungi; Ascomycota; Lecanoromycetes; Lecanorales; Parmeliaceae. The coding region runs from base 1 to 1266 and encodes 421 amino acids. The transcript has a single exon.
AUGUCUGUUCUCCUCGAGCCUGACAAAGCACUCUUGGAUUGUAUAUUUUCCCAUUCCAAGCCAACAAGCAUAACCAUCUUAUCCCAAACGUAUGAAGUGUGCACCUUCAUCGCACAUUUGGACGCUACUCGCCCCACUGAACCAUUGCCUGGAAAUGUCGUCGUACGUCUUGAGCUUCCAUCAAAAGUUCCCCUACGCACCGUCUCGGCUCUUCAACAACUGGCAACAUUGGCGAUCCCAGAAGUCGUUCCGGCUGUGUUCCAAACCGGUACCGCAAAACCGGGGGACGGACGAGAAAUCUAUUUUUCCGUUUCGGCCUUUGUGGACAACGCUGUGACGCUGGAGACGGUCUGGGAUGAUUUGACAGACCAUCAGCAAUCCGACAUCAUGGACACGGUGCUGGAUGCAGUGACGAAGCUUCAGAAUCUUGAUCUGGCGGAUGAAUCCGUUCUGGCAAUCCUGAAAGCCGGCGGGAGCGGGGUCUUUUUCAAAACGACUGGGAAAGAAGGAGAUGUCUCGUCCAGCAACCCGAACAACGUAGCUCUCGGGAAUCGAGAAAUCGGAUUCUUCAACGACAUGCCCAAUCUCCUCACGGCCAUCAUCGCGUACAACGGCGUGAGCAAAAAAUUGACGUUGAGCCCCAGCGUGAGUGAACCAAGCGACGACAACAAUGGCAUCGUGAUGGCCUCUACGGACGAAGAAAUCCCAACGGUCCUCCACAUCGGGCGAAAGGAUCUCGAAUCGCUCCAGCGAGAUGCCGUGCUCUGCCACAAUGACCUCGAACCGCGCAAUCUACUCGUCCGCCCGGUGGAUGUGGUGAGCGACGGCGGCGCAUCGAUCCAACGGUACGACCUGGCCGCCAUCAUCGACUGGGAAAUGGCCGGGUUCUUCCCCUUCGCCUACGAGUACGUUACGAAGGACGCCCUCCUCGGCAGUUCAAACACAUCUUUCAGCUGGUAUUCUCUCUUCAAACGACGCACGGCACCACUGCUUCCUGCAGAAUUGGCUCAACCAUCAUCCAAUAAGUCUCAGACGUUUUUGAUGGAAGCGAUGGAUCGGAUACAGCGAUCCAGGGGGCAGAAGAGAAGAAACGUCGGGGCCUUGUUUCGAGAACGAUGGAUCGAAAGGAAGCAACUGGUACCUGGCGCGUUUCUGGGGUCCGGAUGGGUCAGACGGCCCGAUGCAACGAGCGACGUCAGAGUGUACCGUAAAGAGGAUAAUGAACUGCUCGAGGAAGAGGUUUUGAAAGAGCUGGGCUUGCUGUAG